AUGGGGCAGGUGACGGAGGGUGCAGGGAAAAAGAGAGAGGGGCAAGAAAGCUCGGAGAAGACGCCUGCCAAGUCCGCUGUGCCAGUUGCCUUCGCCGCAAAUUUUGCACAAGCCACAAACACAGACAAUGCCACACCAGGCGAGGAGACGGGGAUCGCGGAUCAGGCAGUGAAUUCGCUCAGGCAGGAAGAGUUCAGUUCUGGGAUACGGGAAAGACGCAAGUGCGACAAAGUGAAACGGUCCGCCAAAAUCGGACAAGGUCCUGUUCCGAAUGGGCCACCCACUGUCGAAACCGGCAAGCGGUUACGUCGGAAUGGAGGAGUGGAGGACGAAGAGGAGUACGAGAGGAUGGGAGAGAAUCGCGCCCGAAGAGAAGACUGGAAAAUUUGA
Messenger RNA from Penicillium oxalicum, 390 nucleotides. RefSeq lists its product as uncharacterized. The record is from RefSeq and is a predicted model, not a curated record. NCBI's taxonomy places the organism in Eukaryota, Fungi, Ascomycota, Eurotiomycetes, Eurotiales, Aspergillaceae. The transcript is spliced from 2 exons. Bases 1 to 390 code for a protein of 129 amino acids.